CGUACCCCUCGCUCUCUCUCUCUCUCUCUCUCUCUCUCUCUCUCUCUCUCUCUCUCUCUUGAUUUUGAAGGAAAGUGAACACACUCUGAGAUAAAGUUGUUGCAAGAUCAACUGGUUCUCGAGGGCUAGCUAGCUUUACUCUGGCCAUGGGUUCUAUGAGCAAUCCCUGGUCGCCAUACGAGACUUACAAAGACUGUUCUCAAGGAAUUUGCAGCGUAUACUGCCCGCAAUGGUGCUACAUAAUUUUCCCUCCUCCCCCCCCUUUCGGUCUCGAAGAUGCCGGCGAUCAUCCAGGCCUCCAAUUCUCCCCUCUCAUAGUAGCAGUCAUAGGCAUCCUGGCAAGCGCCUUCGUCUUGGUAUGCUAUUACACCGUCAUCUCAAAAUACUGCCGCCGGAGAAGCGACAGCGACGCAGCCAUGGAACUCAGCGGAAACCGCGGUCUUGUAGAUAACGAAUCGUCGCAAGCUUCUUCAAGAGGAUUGGAUGAAGCCCUUAUCAAGUCCAUCAAAGUCUGCAAGUACAAGAAAGGCGAGGGGUUGGUUGAAGGCACCGACUGCUCUGUUUGCCUGAGUGAAUUUCAAGAAAACGAGAGCCUUAGGCUUUUGCCGAAAUGCAACCAUGCUUUUCAUCUCCCUUGCAUCGAUACCUGGCUGAAAUCUCAAUCAAGCUGCCCUCUUUGCCGCUCCAAUAUUUCUCUGCCUCCUCCAAUAUCUCCUCCUGUCCAAGAAAUUAGUAGUAGUACUCCUCAAACAUCUGCUCUCCAACACCAGCAAGGGAACGAUGCUGUUCUAGAGGUACGAGAAUCAGAAGAAGAGGCUGUUGUGAGCAGCAUUGAAAGCCAUGAUCAUGUUGUUCCAAAAGCUUCUGAAACAAGAGACAACGUUGUUGAAAUCAGACAAGAAGGAUCGGUUGAGCCAUUUAGGAGGAGUCCUUCUAUGAAUCAUUCUGUUUGUGAUCAAGGCCAUGAUGGUGAAUGUCGAAUGGAGAUCUUGGAUAUUGGAACAUUUCAAGAAAAUGGUUGCAGUGGAAAUAACAGAGGCGGAGUUAAGAGUAGUAAUUCUCCGGCAAUGACGAUCGAGGUCGAUUUCCACGGGGGGAUUCAUGUUCACGAGGUAUGAUGGAAAAGGAAACAAUUCAGAUGUCUAAUGCCUGACCACAGCUUUCUUUUUUUCUGUACAAUAUUAGAGAUCGAUGUAUACCAAAAGAAGAUCCUUGAUAUAAUUUGACAAACAACAUAAACUUGCACUUUGGUCGAUGAAA
Molecule: messenger RNA, 1260 nt
Organism: Alnus glutinosa
Lineage: Eukaryota; Viridiplantae; Streptophyta; Magnoliopsida; Fagales; Betulaceae
Product: RING-H2 finger protein ATL52
Exons: 1
Coding region: 147-1118 (323 amino acids)
Biological process (GO): protein ubiquitination
Molecular function (GO): transferase activity
Source: RefSeq, a predicted model, not a curated record